GCAGUUAAUUUUUUUGAAUUUAUUUGAAGUCGAAUGAACGGAAAAGUUCUCUUGUAGAAGAUUUAUUUAUUCAGAUAAACCUGGGUAAUAUUAUCGAAUAAACAGAUUUAAAAAUGGAAGAAACUCUCAAGCUUAUAAGUAGUGGAUUUGAUGCGUGCCAAAAAGCAAUCAAUGACCAGGAAAAAGAUUUUGAUACAGUGGAAGCUAGAUUAAGAUCAUAUAUAUCAAAAGCAAAGCAAGUUUUAAUUGCAAAACAUGCUUUGAAACCAAAAAAGAUACAAAAAAUUGUGCCCGAAUCCUUACUGGAAGUUAGUGAGGAUAAUCGAGAGGAAAAUGGCGAUUUAAAUGAGCCUCGUCCUUCAUUGCAUUCAUCUUCUGAAAAUCUAAGACCACUUCGAACAGCGAAGGCAAAAGCAAACCAAAAUUUAAAAGAAAUUCCUUUAAAUGCCAAGAUGCGAAACGAAGCAGACUCAGUCGUGAUCAAAACUGAACGUACGGAUAGUGAUAGAGAAUCAAGAAGUUCCCUGAAAGAAAAUAAAGCGCCAUCGAGUAAGCCACGCGUAUCUCGUGAUGAAGGCAUUCAAUCAUCAACUGAAACGCUCUCGACUUUAAGUAGAAGUAAUUCAGUUGAAAUUGUCGCUCAAAAGUUUGAAUUAAUUGACAUCACUGUCGACAAUGAUCUUGACAAAAUGCCGCCACCACCAAUUCCAGCUAAAAAAGGAGGUAAAAAAACGCGCACUAAGAAGCAACCAAAUCAACAUCAACAAAAUUUAGUUGAAGAUCAAUCAGAAGAUUCUCAACCACAGUUGAGAAUUACGCGGUCGAAAAUCAAAAAAGAAAAGAUGUCAACUGACAGUGUCAUAUCACAACCUUCUACAUCUCAACAAAUUGAAAAUGAAAAACCAUCAGAGGUUGUUAAUGAUGAAGCUUCAGGAAAAACAGCGUCGACUGCCGAUGUUCCAGCUCCAGUUAAAAAGAAAGAAAAAAAAAAAUAUCCUUUACCGAUUCUUAUUAAAAUGGAAGUAGAUAGCCCAAUCAAGAAAAGUAAUGAAGUCAAAGAAGUUCAAAAUUCUGUUGAACCUGUGAAGGAAGCAAUAAAUAUUCCUGAAAAUCUUUCUGAGCCUUCAUGUAACGAAACAUUUAAUGUCGUUACGGAACCAAAAACUGCUGCAACUCCAGUUAUGAAUGAAACGAUAACAAUUGCAACAGCUACCAGCGGUUCUGCUUUUGUUGACAAUAAAAAUCCUCAUGAUAGUCUCAUGACAGAAGAUAAUGAUGACGAAGAGAAUACAUCAAUGGAUAUUCCUCUCUCAAGUCUUAAAUCUAAAACUUCACCUUUGCCAGCUUUGAAAUUAAAGAAAAAUGAAGUGUUCAAUCCAUACAUGUCAAGUCCCGUAAAGCAAAAAGUCCAAGCUUUCGAAAAGCAUGCUGUUCAAAGUGCAACACCAGAGAAGUUCAAGACACUACCAGGAAAAUAUAAGUCAGGCACACCAUCAAAAGUUCCAAUUUUCUCAUCAAAGACGACGCCUUUCACUCUCCCGAAAUCAAAGAAAAUUGUCACAACUCCUUCUGGAACAUUUUUGCCUGUUGCAUCCACUUCGGGACUUAAACAGCCGAAACAGCAAAUGAAAAAGAUGAAUUCACAAGAGUCACUUGAAGACAAGAAAGCUCAACAAAUUCAAGCUAAUAAUCAGCUUCUGGAAGAGAAAAGAAAAGCACGUGAAGAGAAACAACGACAGGCACAAUUGCAACGAGAAGCAUUGGAACGUGAAAAACGUGAACAAGCAUUGCGACAACAGCAAGAACGUGAAGAGAAAUAUCGUCGCAUUAUGCAAGAAAAAGAGGAAAAAUUAAGAAUGGAAGCAUUGAAGAAGAAACUUCAAAAAGAGAGACAAGCUCAGAAGUUGGCUGAAGAACGAUCAAAGAAAGAAGCUGUUGCUGAAGUCGUCAACAAAGACGACAGCUUACAUCUUAAGCUACAAAAGCAAAUUCUUAUGGAAAAGAGUGAAGAGAUGAGAAAGGCAGAAGCAAAGAAAAAUUAUUGUUUCGAUAUGUUGGACACUGACGAUUCAACUGAUGAUGAGUCUCACAAACCAAGCAAACGUCCACCGCCACCAUCCUGGAGUAGAAAAUCUGCACGACAACCAACGAUCGUCUCCCAGUCUUAUAUCAGCCCAAACAUUCUUGACACGCUCUUCUCUGUCAAGCCAAUAUCGCCAGAUCUUCGUGAAAUUUUUCCCAGCAUCAAUCCUAUGAAGCUUGCUCGUAACUCGAGUGCUGUUUGGAGAACGCCACCAAAAAAGUAUUAGAAGAUUCUCCAUCA
Clunio marinus is the source of this 2323-nucleotide messenger RNA. Lineage: Eukaryota; Metazoa; Arthropoda; Insecta; Diptera; Chironomidae. The record is from the annotation of a GenBank genome assembly.